Sorghum bicolor (sorghum) is the source of this 3143-nucleotide messenger RNA. Its product is annotated as pentatricopeptide repeat-containing protein At3g16010. The coding region runs from base 29 to 2059 and encodes 676 amino acids. The transcript has 6 exons. NCBI's taxonomy places the organism in Eukaryota, Viridiplantae, Streptophyta, Magnoliopsida, Poales, Poaceae. Gene Ontology annotation, molecular function: protein binding. The record is from RefSeq and is a predicted model, not a curated record.
GCAUGUAGGCCCAUCCAAGUCGGGCUCGAUGAUGGCCCAUAAUCUUAGUCCACGAGCCCACCGGCGUACCGUGUCUGCACAGCGAGUGGUGCUAACGACCUCGCCCUCCUCGGCGCAGCGCAGCCGCCGCUGGCUGCCAGAGAUGGCUCGUCGCGGUGUACAGCUCCUGGUGGCACGGGGGAUCUCCUCGUCGCCGAGCCUUUCUCGAAGGAUCAAGCAAACAGAAAGUGAGAUUGUUCGGAUGUUUCAUCCUCCAGUUCGUCAGAGUGAGGAAGCAAUAGCAACCAUUGUGCCAAGAUACGCGCAUUCUGUGCGUGUCUUGGAUGAGAGGUUCAUUAGGAUCCUGAAGAUAUUCAAGUGGGGCCCUGAUGCUGAGAAGGCACUGGAGGUUCUCAUGCUUAGAGUUGAUCACUGGUUGGUACGGGAGGUUAUGAAAACUGACAUUGGGGUCAACGUGAAGAUGCAGUUCUUCAGAUGGGCUGCAAAGCGGAGGAAUUAUGAGCAUGACACAUCCACUUACAUGGCAUUGAUACGUUGUUUGGAAGUAGUGGAGCAGUAUGGUGAGAUGUGGAAGAUGAUCCAAGAAAUGGUACGGAACCCCAUUUGCGUUGUCACCCCAACAGAGCUUUCAGAGGUAGUUCGAAUGCUGGGGAAUGCUAAGAUGGUCAGCAAGGCAAUUGCAAUCUUCUACCAGAUCAAAACGCGGAAGUGUCAGCCAACUGCGCAGGCAUAUAACAGCAUGAUAAUAAUGUUGAUGCAUGAGGGCCAAUAUGGGAAAGUCCAUGAACUAUACAAUGAGAUGAGCACUGAGGGUCAUUGCUUCCCAGACACUAUGACGUACAGCGCACUGAUUUCUGCUUUUUGCAAACUAGGUCGCCGUGAUUCAGCAACUCAGUUGUUGAAUGAGAUGAAGGAGAACGGAAUGCAGCCAACUACUAAGAUAUAUACAAUGCUAAUAACUUUGUUCUUCAAAUUGGAUGAUGUUCAUGGAGCAUUGAGUUUGUUUGAAGAGAUGAGGCAUCAGUAUUGCCGACCGGAUGUAUUUACUUACACUGAGUUGAUCAGGGGCCUUGGUAAAGCUGGCAGAAUAGAUGAAGCAUAUCACUUCUUCUAUGAAAUGCAGCGAGAAGGCUGCAGGCCAGACACGGUUGUUAUGAAUAAUAUGAUAAAUUUCUUAGGCAAGGCUGGUCGUUUGGAUGAUGCUAUGAAGUUGUUUCAGGAGAUGGGAACAUUGCGGUGCAUUCCUAGUGUGGUGACAUACAAUACUAUCAUAAAAGCACUUUUUGAAUCAAAAUCUCGUGCUUCUGAGGUUCCAUCUUGGUUUGAGAGAAUGAAGGAAAGUGGAAUCUCCCCCAGUUCAUUCACCUAUUCUAUCCUGAUUGAUGGAUUCUGCAAAACCAACAGGAUGGAGAAGGCCAUGAUGCUACUGGAGGAGAUGGAUGAAAAGGGUUUCCCUCCAUGUCCAGCGGCAUAUUGCAGCCUGAUUGAUGCUCUUGGAAAAGCUAAGCGCUAUGAUCUUGCUUGUGAGCUUUUUCAGGAACUAAAGGAAAAUUGUGGCUCGUCCAGUGCUCGGGUAUAUGCAGUUAUGAUUAAACACUUAGGAAAGGCUGGACGACUUGAUGAUGCUAUAAAUAUGUUUGAUGAAAUGAACAAACUUGGCUGUGCUCCUGAUGUUUAUGCGUACAAUGCUCUCAUGUCCGGAUUAGCAAGAACAGGCAUGCUUGAUGAAGCUCUUAGUACAAUGAGAAGAAUGCAAGAGCAUGGGUGUAUUCCUGAUAUCAACUCAUACAAUAUUAUCCUUAACGGGCUGGCAAAAACAGGAGGACCUCAUCGUGCAAUGGAGAUGCUUUCUAACAUGAAACAAUCUACAGUAAGACCUGAUGUUGUCUCUUAUAAUACUGUCCUUGGUGCCUUGAGUCAUGCUGGCAUGUUUGAGGAGGCAGCAAAGCUGAUGGAAGAGAUGAAUACAUUGGGGUUUGAGUAUGAUCUUAUUACAUAUUCGUCUAUACUUGAGGCUAUUGGAAAGGUCGAUCAUGAAUAUACUGGCCAAGGUUGCUGAUGCGCAAUAGAUGGGAGUUGUUUGUUUUCCACGUAAUACACCUAAUGCGGGCUUGCUUUCUUGAAAAAAAAAAUCUUUAGGAGAGCUUUAUCUGUUUGCAUGUGUGAAAAGAUGUGCCUCAUGCUUACUCAGGUGAAUUGUUGUACAAGACAAUACUGAAGACUGAAACUGAUCAAACUGUAAAGGUGUGAAUCAUCGAAGAAUUUCCUGAAAGGUUUGAGAUCAUUGAAGCACAAGCCUAACUACUAUAUGUUGAGAUGUUUCUUCAGCAACCCACAUUCACAGGGGGAUUGUUAUCUCACUGGAAGAUGGUACAUUGAAGUUUCUAUGCUUGCCUCGGAUUGCAAAUGAUGUUCCAGCCACUGGAAGGUCAUUUGCCGGAACAAAAACUCAGGGUGUUGUAACUUAUCAGUUGUCAGAAUAUUUGAUUUGAGUGUCCAUGCCUCAGAACCUACAGGUAAUUGUGAUCAGGCUCAAACUUCUAUGCUGAAUUGGUGACUAUACAGGUGAAUGAAUCACGUUUAGCUGAAGACUUGGAGCAAACUUGGGAGGUCUUUGCUGAGCCAAUACAGAAAAUUUCCCGUCACAUCGAAUCUUGCGGCACAUGCAUAGAGCAUUAAAUAUAGAUAAAAAGAAUAACUAAUUGCAUAGUUUACCUGUAAUUUGCAAGACGAACCUUUUGAGCCUAGUUAAUCCAUACCGAACCUUAUGAGAAGCUGAAGGACCUGACGAGAGGCCAAGCUGUCACGAUCACGAAGGACAGCAUGCAACAGUUCAUUGAUGGUCUAGACAUACCGGAGGUGGUUCGAUCAAAGCUUUGGGACUUGGGAGCUAACCCCGCAUUCGUAUACUGGGCUAGCGGAGGAUUUGGCCAGAGACAUCGAGAAGUGGGUUGAUCUUGAAUCUGGAUUUCAAAUCAAAGUGACUUUCCGUUUAAAAAUGGAUAGCUCUCCACAUUUUUUUUUUCUUUUUGACAACGAUAUAGAGAAAAAAACAGACGGGAACACCCUGGAAAACAGAAGUUCAAUGCUGCGUAGCCUUGAAUAGUUGACCAAGAUAAUUUACGUGGUUCUCAUUUAUGAUA